AUGCCUCAACAGCCAGUACCAGUGAAAAGCCCAUCUGGGAUGGGAGGAGGGAAGAGGCCAUCACGCACUCCCAUCAUCAUCAUCCCUGGAACUACCACUUCGCUUAUCACCAUGUAUAAUGCCAAGGAUAUCCUUCAGGAUCUGAGAUUUAUGACAACAGAGGAGAAGAAGGCAAGUGGUGCAAAACAGGAGACAGAGUGUCUCAUCCAACGGAGGAAAGAAGGUGUUGGGACGGUGCCGUACCGGGUCAUAGACACUCCCCAGCGUUUAACGAUGGAGGAUUGGGAUCGUGUUGUGGCAGUUUUUGUCAUGGGUCCUGCCUGGCAGUUCAAGGGAUGGCCAUGGGAUGGAAACCCUGUUGAAAUAUUCUCACGCAUAAAGGCAUUCCAUCUCAAGUAUGAGGAGAUGAAGUUGGAUACUAAUGUCUCCAAGUGGGCUGUGCAUGUGAUCGAGCUGUCGAGAACAAAGCGACAUCUGGACCGUGCUCGUCUCAUGACCAUCUGGGAGCAGCUAGACAAGAACAGCAGCAUCAUUCGGAAUGGUUUCCUCGUCGGAUCUCAGUCCUUCCACGACGACCUGAGCUUGCUGAUGUUUCGAUAA
Molecule: messenger RNA, 600 nt
Organism: Darwinula stevensoni
Lineage: Eukaryota; Metazoa; Arthropoda; Ostracoda; Podocopida; Darwinulidae
Source: the annotation of a GenBank genome assembly